Blastomyces dermatitidis ER-3 is the source of this 501-nucleotide messenger RNA. Its product is annotated as secretory phospholipase A2. Lineage: Eukaryota; Fungi; Ascomycota; Eurotiomycetes; Onygenales; Ajellomycetaceae. Gene Ontology annotation, biological process: arachidonate secretion; phospholipid metabolic process. Gene Ontology annotation, molecular function: A2-type glycerophospholipase activity. The transcript has a single exon. The coding region runs from base 1 to 501 and encodes 166 amino acids. The record is from RefSeq and is a predicted model, not a curated record.
AUGAAGACCACAUUCCUCCUCACCCUCUGCUCAAUGGGCGCCUUCACACUCUCCGCCCCCACUGCGGCGGCUCCCGCGGGUGGUGAUCUUUCAAUCCUCACCGCGAGAGCAGAAACCCCCCGGCAAGCCACAGACCGACUCCUCUUCUCCUCAACUAUGGCCCAAUUCACAGCAGCACGCAACAAGAAGAGGCCCUCCUCGCUAAACUGGCGCUCAGACGGCUGCUCCAAGUCCCCAGAUAAGCCGGGCUUCAACUUCCUCCCCAGCUGCUACAGGCACGAUUUCGGCUAUCGCAACUACAAGGCCCAAGGCCGCUUCUCGAAGGCCAACAAGAAGAAGAUUGAUAAGUUGUUCCGCAGUGAUUUGUAUAAAGAGUGUGCGAAGGAGAAGAAUAAGGAGAAGGAGGAGAAUUGCAAGGAUAUUGCUGAUAUUUAUUAUUGGGCUGUGUCGACUUUUGGGAAGAGGGAUCUUGGAGAAAAUUUUUCGCUUGCUGAUUUUUAA